CACACACACUCACACUAUCUCUCUCUCUCUCUUUCUCUCACACACACACACACACACACACUGCUGCACCAGCCUGCCAUCAGCAUGUAGCCGAGGAUUUUUAUCAUAUUAUCCACGCCGACAUCAAGUACCGCACAGAAACAGAAGGCAUUUUGCGGGGUUCAUGUUUGUCUCUAGCAGAUGAGUGGCAGCUUUUUUCCUACUCGAGGUCCUGAUCAUCUGCAUAAAACAACACUUUCUGAAACUGACUUCUCAUAAUUAGUCACCGCCAUGUCCACAGUAUUUGAUCAUUAUUCUAAGAUUGGUCUUGCAAUGCUCUGAUGGGAUCAGAAACACACAAGGGUGGAUUGAUGUUGAUGUGAACGGUUGAUAAAUGAAGACUUUGGCUUGUCUUGUGCUACACUGAUCAACAUUGCUUAAUCAAUGAUGGAGGAGAGCUCUGAUUGCUCUCCUCAGUCGUUGGCUAACGAUGAUCGUUAUGUGAUGGCCAAACAUGCAGCUGUGUACCCAUCAGCUGAAGAGCUAGAGGCUGUACAGUCUCUGGUGUCAGUAGUGGAGGGGGGACUAAAGAAUGUUUCCAAUUGGCUAAUCGAUUCCACAAAGGCCAAUGCUUUCUUACCUACUGAAUCUGCAGAACCCAACCCAAAGUGUGGAGGCCCACUGGUUGGCAUCAUGCGUGUUGGCUCUGUAGCUAAAGGCCUCCUCAUCAAGGGUCUGAUGGACUUAGAGCUGGUUUUGCUGUGCCGAGAAAAGCCUACGGAAAAUCUGCUCCUUACAAUCUGCACCAACCUGCCACUGCAGAUGAAGAAACUGUCAGAGGAUAAGCACACAGUGCAGCCCUGCAUUCCAGAGGCAGCUAUUCUAGUGUUCAAAUGCAGCAGACCAGAUCUGCCUUUGAGGGUCAUCCUUACUUCAAUGCAGAUGAAAAACCAGGAGCUGGAAAAAAACCAAGUGGAAAACACAAAAGUGAAAGAUCCGUCUGAUCUGCUGGACCAGCAGAGAUGCCUGCUUGCUCUGGCCUCUCUGCGCCAUGCCAAAUGGUUUCAGGUCAGAGUGAGUGGGAAGAGAUCCUGUCUCAUAGUUUUGCGGAUCCUCAGGGAUAUAUGCAAUACAAGGCCUGUCUGGGCACCUCUUAAAGGAUGGCCAGUUGAGCUGAUAUGUGAAAAAGCCUUUGCCACAAGUUACAGGCCUCUUGGGCCAAGUGAGACUCUCAGACGGGUCUUGGAGUGUAUUUCCUCAGGCAUCUUCCUGCCAGGUGGACCUGGCCUACAUGAUCCUUGUGAGAAAGAAGCGGUAGACACUUUGUCAGCUAUGACAAAUGAUCAGGCUGGACUUCUUACUUUCACUGCACAGCAUGCGCUAAGGCUUCUAGCUUUCGGACAGAUUCACAGGUUCCUAGAGGUGGAUCCUCUUCCUACAGCCAAACCUGCAGUAGAACCAAAAUUACCAGAUGGAGAAGCAGGGACAUCUCAGAAAAGACUCCACGAAAAUGUAACUGCGGACGAACCUAAAUGCAAAAAGAUUGUCUCAGGGACUGCUGCAGGCUUAUUAACAUCUGAUGGCAAAUCAGACUGUAAGGGAAAAGUGGAAACCCUGUGCAAAAGCUCCGGUAAUAAAGCCACACAUGGCUCUACAUCAACCAAGGUUAAGGUUCAGGGCCCCGUUCUCACAGCCAGGGGCAAAAACCCUGUGAUGGAGUUAAAUGAGAAAAGGAGAGGCUUAUCGUAUAACCUCAUCACUGAAAACGGAGAGAACCAACAACAACGCUUCAUUAUUGAGGUGGAGGUGGAUGGACUGAGGUUCAGAGGAUGUGGACCUAAUAAAAGGGUAGCAAAAGCAAACGCAGCCUUGGCAGCAAUAGAAAGGCUUUUUUCAGCACACAAUGCAAACAUCAAUAAGAGAAAGAGGCCAUAUACAAAAGUGAAUUCCUCUUCUGUAAAUGGGCUUUCCAGAGGCAAGAGGAGUAUUACAAUGCCCAGGCCACUACUUCCUAUUUUUCCUCCAGCUCCUGCUUACUUUACACCAGGCUUUACCCCGUACGGUUAUGGUCCAGUGGUACCUCCACCACAUGGUGCUGUGUAUUUUGACGGUCCUGUUUGCCCUCCACAGACCAUCACUCCUGUUUUUCUUCACCUGGGAGCACAAGAUUUCUGUCCUGAUUUUUACAUUUAAUGUUCUGUCUGAAGUGGUCUGUAGCUGUGUGGCCUGAUUGGACUCUAUCAUUUAUACUUAACGCAGGGUCAUUUUCUGGUACUAAGGAAACAGCAUCCUCAACAUGAUCAUGGAUCAGUAACAUCAUCUGUUAAAUUCAAGGAAACUUGAGACAUAAAUGCAAAAUGUGGUUUGCAUUUAAGUUACAUUUAUAUGGUGUUUGUAAAUACAGAUUUUUCACAGUAAGCAAUAUUUUAUCAGGGCUAUUAGCAAUAAUGAAUUAGAUGCACUGCUGAUAGGCUGCAGACAAUAUUCCAAAACGCUGAAAGUCCAAAACUGAUGGUAUAUUUCUAUUUGAAAUGAAUAAUAUUGUAUUUAUACUAAAAAAAAAAAAGAAAUGUUCUCAAACGGAGUGUGGUGUAAUUUCGUUCUUUCGUCCAUAACGUGAUACAUAUUUAAUCCAACACCAUGAUAUAAGCUAAAGGUAUGCACGUAAAUGCAAAUAGUUCCAUAUACAUGCAGUGUUUUAUAAUAAAGGCUGUACAAAUAUUUCUAUGACAGUUAAAUUGUAGUUGAAAUGUGUGAGUUUGUGAUGUGUUUAUUUAACUACUGUA
This is a messenger RNA of Tachysurus vachellii, 2765 nucleotides long. Its product is annotated as spermatid perinuclear RNA-binding protein-like. NCBI's taxonomy places the organism in Eukaryota, Metazoa, Chordata, Actinopteri, Siluriformes, Bagridae. Gene Ontology annotation, molecular function: single-stranded RNA binding; double-stranded RNA binding. The transcript is spliced from 18 exons. The record is from RefSeq and is a predicted model, not a curated record. The coding region runs from base 424 to 2172 and encodes 582 amino acids. Gene Ontology annotation, cellular component: precatalytic spliceosome.